This is a messenger RNA of Plasmodium vinckei vinckei, 315 nucleotides long. RefSeq names its product thioredoxin 1, putative. The record is from RefSeq and is a predicted model, not a curated record. Gene Ontology annotation, molecular function: protein-disulfide reductase activity. Bases 1 to 315 code for a protein of 104 amino acids. The transcript is spliced from 2 exons. NCBI's taxonomy places the organism in Eukaryota, Apicomplexa, Aconoidasida, Haemosporida, Plasmodiidae.
AUGGUUCAAAUCGUUAAUAGCUUAGCAGAAUUCGAAUCUGCAAUUUCUCAAAACGAAAUAGUUAUUGCCGACUUCUUUGCCGAUUGGUGUGGACCUUGCAAAAGAAUAGCUCCAUUUUAUGAAGAGUCAUCAAAAAAAUACACGAAGAUCACUUUUAUAAAAGUAAAUGUGGAUGAAGCUUCUGAAGUUACAGAAAAAGAAAACAUAACUUCGAUGCCAACCUUUAAAGUUUACAAAAAUGGUGUUGCUGUAGAUACAUUGAUGGGGGCUAAUGAGGCCGCUUUGAAACACCUCAUUGAGAAAUAUGCAUCAUAA